UGACGUUCUUCAGAUCGACUGACGCAGCCCAUCGUCAUCGCGUCAUCGUUUGUCUCUCCUACUUGUAAACACGUGUGCGGAGCAGAGUGCGUGUUCCUGUCGGUCUACGGAGGGGAUUUAAGCAGCUAAACUACUUUUCUGUCAUCCUUAAAAUGGCAAAAAGCCUCAGGAGCAAAUGGAAGAGGAAGAUGCGUGCAGAGAAGAGGAAGAAAAAUGCUCCCAAGGAGCUUGCCCGUCUGAAACAAGCUCUGAGUAUGGAUAAGAAAGGAGAAGCUGUCAUGACUGACUUGCAGGAGAUUGCCACUGUGGUGCCAGCUGACCAGAUCAAGAAGCAGACAGAUGUGGAGGGUGAGGGUGACGAUGGGAAGAUGGAAAUGGACAGCAAGCGCAACAAGGCAACUCAAUUGAAUGAAAAUGGACAGUACCCUGUGUGGAUGAAUCAACGGCAGGCCAAAAGACUGAAAGGCAAACGGAUGGCAAAGAAAAAUGGCCAGGGCAAGAAUAAGAAGGGCAUUGCCUGGUAAUCCAGAGGAAACCAAAAAACCCUUUGCUUUGCCUUAAAGACUUUUGACACGGCAACACAGAAUCACUUCAUGUGUACUUUUGUACAUGAUAACUGUGGAGUUUCUGCUGCUGUAUCUCAUUCUGUUAAGUGGAUUACAAUAUUCAUGGUUGUGAAACAGACUGUUAAGUAAUUCACUGCAGGGAAAUGUUUGUUCUUAUGAAACAGCAGCUUCAUCUUCAUGUUAGGACAAGUUUAGAGAAACUAAGAUGUCCGUCAUUGUCAUGUAUUCUCUACAAGUGAAGUCUUCAUACUCCGCAAAUUAUUAUUUUUAUGUAUCUAUGGCUUGUUUGGUUUACUAUAGUUGUAUACAGACUGGGCGAUAUGGUAGAAUCAAUAUUAAUGGUGCACCCUCGAGGCUUAGACGCUACGGUGAAGGGCAACGUCUGGUGUUUGACUCACACUGGAGUCAUGUGUUGCCUGUCAUUCCUCAUUCUUCACUGUCAGAAUCUCUAAAAAUAAUUUGACUAUUUCAAAUAUCGCUGCAUAUUCCAUGAUGAAGAUGUGUGCAAAAAUCAUAAAUGAACUCUUCUCACUUGUAACACAAUAACUUAAAUCAACCAAAUUGCUUUUAAAUCAUCUAUUUUGAGAGCAGAAUUUAGUCAAAUGAUAAAACAAUAUGAUCACAAUGUUACAUUUCCAGUGAAAGAUGAUAAAUGAUAAUAGCCCUGACAUUACUGUAAAAAUGUCACUGAUGAAAAAAUGAAAAUAAAACACCACAAAGCUUUUCUGAAGAAUA
Messenger RNA from Cottoperca gobio, 1301 nucleotides. RefSeq names its product LLP homolog, long-term synaptic facilitation factor (gene llph). Gene Ontology annotation, biological process: dendrite extension. Bases 153 to 524 code for a protein of 123 amino acids. NCBI's taxonomy places the organism in Eukaryota, Metazoa, Chordata, Actinopteri, Perciformes, Bovichtidae. Gene Ontology annotation, cellular component: nucleolus. Gene Ontology annotation, molecular function: RNA binding. The transcript is spliced from 3 exons. The record is from RefSeq and is a predicted model, not a curated record.